Molecule: messenger RNA, 5382 nt
Organism: Carassius gibelio (silver crucian carp)
Lineage: Eukaryota; Metazoa; Chordata; Actinopteri; Cypriniformes; Cyprinidae
Product: sterile alpha motif domain-containing protein 3
Exons: 9
Coding region: 668-2107 (479 amino acids)
Source: RefSeq, a predicted model, not a curated record
CUGUUAGAAAAAGAGGUACAAUACAGGUCCAUUUUUGUUCCCUAAGGUACAAACUUUGCAUAUGUACCCUUAAAAGUACAAAAAUGUAUCUUUAAGGUACAAUUGUGCACCUUUAAGGUACAAUUAUGCACCAUCCAUUGUACAUUGUGAGCUUUUCGAGGUGUAAGGUACAUAUUUGUCCCUUACAUAUUUGUACCUUAAUGUUUAAAUAUAAAAUGGCAGGAAUUAGUGGAUGCUUAAAAUGUCAUCACUCAAUAUAGAAACACAAGUUAACCUAUACUAUCAAACUCAAUAAUUGUCAAACUAAAUUAACUGUAAAGUUUUGAGAUAUGGGCAAAACAAAUCAGAAUGUUUUUUUUUUUUGUGAAGUGUCCCUUUGAAUCAUUUUUAAUCAUGUUAAUGAGGAUUAUGUAAUCAUUUAUAUUCAAAAACAGUAUUGAAGAAUUUGAUUUUCAAACCCUCUACCCUAUUUAUAUUAGAAUAAAACAGACAAAUAAUUGUUAACGAUUUAAGUUGUGUUCUAUUGAAAGGAUCUAGCUGGAUCUCUGGCUAACCAGAGUUUGACUCGGCGGAAGCAUAAAUAUUGCAGCGCGGAAGGAUACAUGAGUGAAUCGACAGUGAUCCAUCCAACCGUCAGUCUCUGUCAGUGUCGAUCAGAGGUGGGAGGAUGGCGCUUCGACAUUUAUCCACGGAGGAUUUAAUCACGGAGCUAUUUAAUUUUGGGAUAGAGGUCACUGAAGAGGAGAGAAAUAAAUUCAAAGAUAAUGAAGUUGACGGAGAAGCAGUGGACUAUGGAUUGACAGAGAGGAUGAUUUCAUGCCUCUUUGAAGGAUCGUUUAAGAAGCAAGCCAAAUUCAACCGAUUUGUUCAGCAGUGGAAAGAAACCGUGACACUAACCCUCGAGCCUGUCCCGGUACAUUCAGAGAAGGCUACAGCGGAAUCAAGUCAUGCCAUCCCAUCAUCAGCCUUCCCAGCAGUUUUCAUCAUUCCAAAAUUUCCCAGAGAUGUUCAGACAAAGUUGGACCAAAAACCGCCAUGUAAAAUUGAGAGAUCCGAUCACAACAAAAUCAUAAGAACAUUGUAUGAAACCAUGGCCCUGAUCAAAAUGUUUCCGACCAAUGAUGACUAUGUGAAAGUGUGUAAGGCCCUGAUUUUGAAAUACCCUUUCUUAAAAGACAAAGAAGGCAAUGGUUAUCAUACCUGGCACAUGUCUCUCAAACGUAAGUUCAAAUAUGAGCGGGUGCCACUGGUAGAUGAUGAAGAGGUGAGAAGAAUGAAACAGAAAUUUGGUCAUCACACAAAGCCUUUACAACUGGAAGAAAACACAAGCAAACGAGCCAAGGCAUCAAAGAAGGUGGAUAUUAUUGGGGAGGAUGAUACCUCAGUAGCGAGCCAUGUGAAAGUCCUGCAGGACCAGUACCGGAAGACACAGCCAGAUGCCCGAAUUGUGGAGGAACGGAUGAUGAGGACAUUUGCUUGGAGAAGGCGAGAGAUUGCCAAUGGGAUGACUGUCAAAGAAGCCAUUAACAAAUAUCCAUUCCUUAAGAGUCCAUGCGGGCUAUUUCAGGAAAUGGGCCGGCUUCAUGAUGAAAUGAAUAUCUGCCGAAGGUUCGAAGAUGGCUUUAAGGUUCUAGUACCCAAAGUGCUUAGUUUGACUCAAAGGAAAUCUCCCCUUGCAGAUCUGGCUUUGGAGGAAAGAGAGGCUGCCCUCACCGAAGAUGUCCCUGGGAUUGAUUUCAGAGCUGCAAUCCUGCUGUUGCCGAUCCUGUUCAGGGAGAAAAAUGACAUUCUCUUCAUACUUGGGGAGGAUCAGCCACCAUCGCCAUAUCCUACUGUACAACUCGAAGCUGUCACUGACUGGAGGAGUGUGCUGACUCAAAAGGUCCCUGCAGUGGUCAAACUGGAUGGGCAGUCAGUCUGCAGGGCGCUUGGUUUGGAGGAAGGUGUUAUUGCUGCUUUUUGUGCUUACUUCAUCUACAACGUGGUAUAUCCAUCUCACCUGAAGAACACCCUGAUUUUCAUUCAGCGAUAUGUUCUAAAAAUGUCUGAGGUUGAUGAUAAGCCUCUACCUGUUAGUGUGACCAGGGUAAUCAACAUUUUAGCUUGAUCAACAACCACAAUGCCUACACCAUUCAGCUGUCCUAAAUGCUCUCGAAGAGCCUUCACAUUGAUGAAGUUAAUCCAGCAUAUCGGACUUGUUCAUGCACAUGAGCCACAUUUUACCAUAACGUGUGGCCUUAACAACUGUCAAUCAACAUUUUCUAAAUAUGAGUCCUUCCGACGACAUAUUUACAGGAAGCAUAAAGACAUUUAUUUAAGACAUUCCAGACGAGCCACUGCUCAUGAUAUCCAGGAAACAGUAGUGGGCGAGGAGGAGCAGGGGCCCAGUGAUUCUGUCAAUCCUCCUGAACCUCCUGAGAUGAAUGAACUGUUAGUGCAGUUUAGAGAGAAUCUUUUUGGCUUUAUUCUGAAAUCGAGGGAAAAAAACCACCUUCCUCAGACUGUUCAACAAGAAAUACUGGAUGACGUAAAUUUUUUGUUUGACUUCUUUAAAGCAAACUAUGAUGCAUUUCUAAAAUAUCAUCUUGAAAAAAAUGGCUUCAAUGUGGAAUCUUGUCCUGAACUUUAUGAAGUUCUACAGUCUUCUGACUUUUUUUCAGAGGCAUCAAAACUUGUUAGGUCUCCGCAUAUGUUGAAAAACUACUGCAAAUCCAACCUUGAAAUGACUGAACCUGUAGACUAUGCACUGAGAGACCCAAGUGGUCGUAAAGUUGGAAGCUACUCUUAUGUACCCAUUUGUGAUGUACUUCAGAAAUACUGCUCUCAUGAAGAUGUUUGGGAUUCUAUGCAGAGAGAGCGAAACUGUGAAAGAGAUGAACAUGUUCUAACUGAUUAUAGAGAUGGAUUUUAUUUCAGGAAUCACAAGGUAUUUGCAGAUAAUCCAGAUGCUCUAAGGUUACACCUAUAUGAGGAUGAAUUCGAGGUGUGUAAUCCGCUGGGUUCUAAACGCAACAAGCACAAACUUUGUGCAUUCUACUACACUGUUGGAAACGUAGGUUCAAAGAACUGCUCACAGUUAAAACAUAUCCAUCUUGCUUUGCUUGUCCGUUACGUUCAUGUAAAAAAGUUUGGUUUAGAUGUAAUUUUGAAGCCAUUACUUGAUGACCUUAAGAAACUGUCAUCAGAGGGACUUAAUAUCAGUGUUAAUGGCAUGGAGAAGCAUGUUUUUGGAGCUGUAGCUGCAAUAUUGGGAGACAAUCUGUCAUCUCACAUGAUAGGUGGAUUUGCCAUGUCUUUUGGUGCUGGUCGAAUCUGCAGAUACUGCAUGGCUACUCACUCUGAGAUGAAAAAGAACUUCAGUGAAUCUGAUUUUGUUUUAAGAAAUGUUGAUGUACACAGAUACCAUUUAGAAUGUGUAAAACAAAAUCCAGAAAACAAAGGAAUGUAUGGAGUUCGUGGUGGAUGUAUAUUUGACCAGUUAGAUUACUUUGACGUCACAACAUCUCUUCCUCCCGAUGUCAUGCAUGAUUUCUUGGAGGGUGUAGCACCGUUGGUAUUGAGGCUUGUUGUAUGUAAAGCUCAUCAAGAAAAACAUAUAACCAUACAAGAACUAAAUGAUGAACUAAGAAAGAUGUCCAUUGGACAAAAUGAUAAGACAAAUAAGCCUGUGGCUUUCUCAGAAAAUAUUUUACAUGGAUCCAGUGUUGUUGGAUCUGCUUCACAGAAGUGGUGUUUAUUCCGCCUACUUCCUUUCUUGAUGGCACACAGGGUACCUGAAGGCUGCAGUUACUGGCAGAUCUAUUUAUUGUGUCGUGAAAUUGCCGACAUUGUAAUGGCACCAGUUGUAAAAAAAGAGUCCCUUCUUCUUCUUGACCAAUUAGUUUCUGAGUUUUUGUGUGGCAUGGAAAAAGAGUUUGGAAAUGUGAUAACUCCAAAAUGUCAUUACUUGAUCCAUUAUUCUCGUCUAAUGUUGUCCUACGGUCCUUUACGGUCUUUGUGGUGCAUGAGAUUUGAAGGGAAACAUCAGUAUUUCAAAAAGGUAGCUAGUUCCUCAAGGAACUUUAUCAAUGUUACAUCAACUUUAAGCAGCCGCCAUCAGUUUAGACAGUGUUGGGAAUUUUCCUCAACUAAUAUGUUUGGGGAGUAUGAGAGGGUUAUGGGACGCAGUGUUAACACACUGUUACAGUCUCUUCCUUCAGCUCUUAGGCAUUCCAUAACUGUUAGUGAGCAUUACAAACAUGUCAAUUUUCAGGACAUUACACUCAACCGAGUAACAGAGGUUGUGAUUAACAGUGUUAAAUACUGUGUGGGAGAUGUCUUUGUUGUGGGUCAUUUGCACUGUGAAAAAAUACCUUUGUUUUUUCAAGUCAAAUAUGUUCUAAACAUACACACAGAUUGGGCGUUAUGUGGAAAACUAUUAAUUCCUCUUUCUUUCUGUCAUCACUAUUACGCCUACUUGGUGAAAUAUGAACAGGACUGGACUGUCCUUGACCCUUUUGAGGUGAUGGAUUUUCAUGCUUUGGAUACAUACUGUGUCGAUGAUAAACUGUUUGUUAGAAUGCGGCAUUUAUGUUAAGCUGUGUUGGGAGGGUUGUAGAGCGUUGUGGAUGAGCUCAACGCUUGUGUUUUUUAAAUCCAGAACACAUCAAGUGUCGUGUAGUUUAUCCGUUAAGUGACUUUACUUUGGUGUGGUGUGCUAAAGUGUUUUGCUUGGUCUUUUAUAAUAUUGCUGUUCUUAUUAGUGAUGUUCAUGAAAUUGAAAGAAGCAAAAUAUAAAUGGGUCCAUUGUAUUUAUUCCCUGCUACGCAUCUAUUCACUGAUAUUGCUGUUCAUUUUGUUUUUGAAGUGGCAGUAAGUUUUCAGUUGGUCAGUGAAAUGCUUCUUAAAAAAUGUAAUUCAUUAUUUUUAAUGUUUUUUAUAUCAGACAUGACAUCCUAAACGUUGUGGCAUUUUAUUUUGGGAUGUUACAUUGUAUGGUUGUGAGAUGAAUUAUUAUUGAAUCUGUGAAUUAAACUGUUUUCCAUUUUAAGGACUAAAAUAAAUGUCUAAAAUUCAGUUAGUUGUUGUUUGCCUUUAUUUUCUUUCACUCCUUAAGGAAUAAAAAGGAACUUUUUUGCCACCUAAAGGUACAAAAUGGCUUUGUCACUGGGGUGGUACCUUAAUGGGACAAAAUUGUACCUUUUUCCAGAGGUACUUUAUUGUACCUUUGUCUAAGGUACAUUAUCGAUCCUCAAAGGUACAGUUUUGGCCCUUAGAAGGUACAAACAAGUAAGGUACAAAUUUGCUCCUCUGACUCGAGGUACAAUAAUGUACCUUUGAGGGUACCACCCCAGUGACAAGCUUUUGUUCCUUAAAGGUACCGUUUUGUACUUUUUUUUCUGA